Molecule: messenger RNA, 177 nt
Organism: Entrophospora sp. SA101
Lineage: Eukaryota; Fungi; Glomeromycota; Glomeromycetes; Entrophosporales; Entrophosporaceae
Source: the annotation of a GenBank genome assembly
AUGGAAGAAAAACUAGAGUGCAGUAUAUCAAAAGUGAUACAAUAUCCUCUUCGUCAUGAAGCAUUGAAAACCUUACCAUUGGUCUCAGAAGAGAUUCGACCCUAUGACUUUGUUUAUGAUAGAAAACUUCAUAGGUCUAAAUAUUCACCACAAGAUGCAAGUAUGACUGAUAAAUAA